GUGAACCCCUCUAUAAAGAGGUACAGCUGCAAAUAUAAUGGCGAUAGAAAUAUUUACGUGCGACCAUCGCAAACAUGCCUGUCGAGUUCAUCAGUCUCGCAUUUCCCAAUGCCUCAACGGAGCUGGAUCCCAUCCCGGGAGCACCCAUCGACCCAGACUACCUCAAGCGCUACGCUCGGAACCUAGAUGAUUACGGGUUCAACUACACCCUUCAACCAUAUGACUCGGGAGGUUUCGAUCCCUUCACCACGGGCGCCACUAUUGCUGCAGCCACAAACCAACUCAAAGUCAUCAUCGCCUUGCGCCCAAACACACUCUAUCCAACGGUCGCAGCAAAGGCCCUGGCGUCGCUGGACCAGCUAAGCAAAGGCCGCGCAGUGGUGCAUUUCAUCGCAGGUGGCAGCGAUGUCGAACAGGCUCGUGAAGGCGAUUUCCUGUCCAAGGACGAGCGCUACGGCCGUCUCGAAGAGUACAUCAAGAUCUUAAAACGCGCAUGGGAAUCAGCCGAGCCAUUCGACUGGGAUGGAAAAUACUUUCAGUUCAAGGGAUUCAGCAACCGCGUGCGGCCGGUGAACGGGAAAAGCAUCCCCAUAUCUGUCGGUGGAAGCAGCGAUGAAGCUUACCGCGUUGGCGGAUCGCUAGCCGAUAUUUUCGGCCUUUGGGGCGAGCCGCUGAAAGAGACGAAGCAGCAGAUUGACCGCAUCUACGCUGAGGCGGAGAAGGCUGGGCGUACGGAUCGGCCUCGCAUCUGGGUCACUUUCCGCCCGAUCGUUGCUGAGACGGAGGAGCUGGCGUGGCAGAAAGCGCACAAGACGUUGGAUGCUUUGCAGGGAAACAAGGGCGCUGGGCUCGGUAGGGGGCUGCCCAACGCGGGUGAGCCGCAGAACGCUGGAAGUCAAAGACUGCUUGAGAUCGCGAAGAAGGGUGACGUGCAAGACCGGGCUUUGUGGUAUCCGACUGUGACUGCGACCAACGCGAGAGGCGCGAGUACCGCGCUGGUGGGCAGCUACCAGACUGUGAUUGACUCAAUUCUGGAUUACGUUGAUCUGGGAUGUGAUUUGAUCUCCAUCCGCGGAUAUGACAACCUCAACGAUGCUAUCGAUUAUGGCAGGUACAUCCUUCCAGGUGUCAGGAAGGAGUUGGAGAAGAAGACUGGCGCGAAGAAUGAAGGUAUUGUGGAUAAAGUGACCCAGGCGGUCGAGAAUGUCACCGUCCGUGAUGGUUAGUGACACGUCUAUCGUAGCAGAAUA
Molecule: messenger RNA, 1250 nt
Organism: Paraphaeosphaeria sporulosa
Lineage: Eukaryota; Fungi; Ascomycota; Dothideomycetes; Pleosporales; Didymosphaeriaceae
Product: bacterial luciferase-like protein
Exons: 1
Coding region: 75-1226 (383 amino acids)
Molecular function (GO): oxidoreductase activity, acting on paired donors, with incorporation or reduction of molecular oxygen
Source: RefSeq, a predicted model, not a curated record